This is a messenger RNA of Neogale vison (American mink), 10371 nucleotides long. It is a transcript of the gene AR, whose product is annotated as androgen receptor. The record is from RefSeq and is a predicted model, not a curated record. The coding region runs from base 1167 to 3854 and encodes 895 amino acids. The transcript has 8 exons. Gene Ontology annotation, molecular function: steroid binding; nuclear receptor activity; zinc ion binding. Gene Ontology annotation, cellular component: nucleus. Gene Ontology annotation, biological process: regulation of DNA-templated transcription; androgen receptor signaling pathway; male gonad development. NCBI's taxonomy places the organism in Eukaryota, Metazoa, Chordata, Mammalia, Carnivora, Mustelidae.
GGGGCGGGACCGACUAGCAAACUGUUGCAUUUGCUCUCCACCUCCCAGCGCCCCUUCCGAGAUCCCAGUGAGCCAGCGUGCUGGGAGAGCUGGAGGGUCCGGAGCAAAGGCAGAGGCAGAAGAGGCAACAGAGGAAAGCGACCUAGACAGCCACUCCAGUGCAGGACAGGCGCUUAAGGGACGUACGGCGUCAACCCCAGCUGGGCUUCAGCGACAGCGAACGCUUCUUGCAGUGCAGCGGCUCGAAGCCGCCGCCCCAGAGCUGCCCUUUCCUCUUCGGUGAAGUUUUUAAAAACAGCUAGAGACUCGGAGGAAGCGAGGAAAGUGCCGGGUAGGACUGAGGGCUGCCUUUGUCCUCCUCCCCUUCACCCCGCCCCCCCACCCUCCUUUUCUGUUGCUGCCUCUGCCAGCUCCUCUCUGCCCGUCCCCCUACCCUCCCCGCCCCCAGUCGGCCCAACGCUGCCAGCCCGAGUUUGCAGAGAGGUAACUCCCUUUGGCUGCGAACAGGCGAGCUAGCUGCACGUUGCAAAGAGGCUUUGGGGAGCCGGGCAACCAGUGAGCCGCUUCAGCACUGCAGCUGGGACCCGGCUAGUUAGGCGGUACGCGGGGCGGGCCCCCAGGUUCCCCUCAUUUCCUUUCCACCUCCUACUGCACGCAGCAGCCGGCCCGGUUUGCAGGACCAUAGACCAAACAAUGAAAGGCCAGAGGGCAGUGGGGGCUUCAGUAGACGAUUAAAAACGAAAACAAAAACAACCAAACCUAACCAAACAAACCCUCAAACCCAAAAUAAAGCAUAAAGAGAAUAACCCGGUUCCUACUUGCACCUGCUUCAGUGGACACUGAAUUGGAAGGCAGAGGGUUUUUCUUGUUUUUGUUUUGUUUCCUUUGAGACUUGGGCAUCUCUUGACUCUACCCUCCCAAGAUUUCAGGAGCAGGCUGUGAGCUUAGCAGGGCAGAUCGUGUCCAGUGCUUGUUUUUCUGUACAGGAGACCUCAAGGCUGUCAGAGUGCUCUUGCGUGGUUAUUCCUGCAAGUUUCUUUCCCAGGAGCUUCCCGCAGGUGGGCAAUUAGCUGCAGGGACUACCGCAUCGCAGCCUGUUGAACUCCUAGCUAGAGAAGGGGAAACGGGAUAAAGGAAUUAGGAGGAAGAGUCAGCCAAGCUCAAGGAUGGAGGUUCAGUUAGGGCUAGGGAGGGUCUAUCCCCGGCCGCCAUCCAAGACCUAUCGAGGAGCUUUCCAGAACCUGUUCCAGAGCGUGCGCGAAGUGAUCCAGAACCCGGGCCCACGGCACCCUGAGGCCGCGAGUGCAGCACCUCCCGGCGCCCGUUUGCAGCAGCAGCAGCAGCAGCAGCAGCAGCAGCAGCAGCAGCAGCAGGAGACCAGUUCUCGGCAGCAGCAGCAGCAGCAACAGCAGCAGGGUGACGAUGGCUCUCCCCAAGCCCAGAGAAGAGGCCCCACAGGUUACCUGGCCCUGGACGAGGAACAGCAGCCUUCCCAACAACAGUCAGCCCCCAAGGGCCAUCCGGAGAGCGGCUGCGUUCCAGAGCGUGGAGCUGCUUCAGCCACCGGCAAGGGGCUGCAACAGCAGCAGCCAGCACCACCGGACGAGGAUGACUCAGCUGCCCCAUCCACGUUGUCCCUGCUGGGCCCCACUUUCCCGGGCUUAAGUAGCUGUUCCACCGAUCUUAAAGACAUCCUGAGCGAGGCCGGCACAAUGCAACUCCUUCAGCAGCAGCAGGAGGUAGUAUCCGAAGGUAGCAGCAGCGGGAGAGCGAGGGAGGCCGCUGGUGCUCCCACCUCGUCCAAGGACAGUUACCUAGGGGGCAGUUCGACCAUCUCGGACAGCGCCAAGGAGUUGUGUAAGGCAGUGUCGGUGUCCAUGGGCUUGGGUGUGGAGACAUUGGAGCAUCUGAGUCCUGGGGAACAGCUUCGGGGGGAUUGCAUGUAUGCCCCAAUCCUGGGAGGUCCACCCGCGGUACGUCCCUGCGCCCCGCUGGCCGAAUGCAAAGGUUCUCUGCUGGAUGACGGCGCAAGCAAGGGCACGGAAGAAACUGCUGAGUAUUCUCCUUUCAAGGCAGGUUAUGCCAAAGGGUUGGAUGGCGACAGCCUGGGUUGUUCGGGCACGAGUGAAGCCGGGGGCUCCGGAACACUUGAGCUGCCAUCCACCCUUUCUCUCUACAAGUCGGGAGCACUAGAUGAGGCGGCGGCUUAUCAGAAUCGCGACUACUACAACUUUCCGCUUGCCCUAGCCGGGCCGCCGCCCCCUCCGCCCCCUCCCCAUCCUCACGCCCGCAUCAAGCUGGAAAACCCGCUGGACUACGGCAGCGCCUGGGCGGCUGCCGCGGCACAAUGCCGUUACGGAGAUCUGUCGAGCCUGCAUGGUGGGGGUGCAGCGGGACCCAGCUCAGGAUCACCCUCCACCACCGCCUCCUCUUCCUGGCACACUCUCUUCACAGCCGAAGAAGGCCAGCUGUAUGGGCCCUGCGGCGGGAGCGGAGGCGGCAGCGCUGGCGAGGCAGGGUCUGUAGCCCCCUAUGGCUACACUCGGCCACCUCAGGGUUUGGCAGGCCAGGAAGGUGACUUCCCGCCACCUGAUGUGUGGUAUCCGGGCGGUGUGGUGAGCAGAGUUCCCUAUCCAAGUCCCAGCUGUGUCAAAAGCGAGAUGGGCCCCUGGAUGGAGAGCUACUCUGCACCCUAUGGGGACAUGCGUUUGGAGACUGCCAGAGAUCAUGUUCUACCCAUUGACUAUUACUUUCCACCCCAGAAGACCUGCCUGAUUUGCGGCGAUGAAGCUUCUGGCUGUCACUAUGGAGCUCUCACUUGUGGAAGCUGCAAAGUCUUCUUUAAAAGGGCAGCUGAAGGUAAACAGAAGUACCUGUGUGCCAGCAGAAACGAUUGCACCAUUGAUAAAUUUCGAAGGAAAAAUUGCCCAUCUUGUCGCCUCCGGAAAUGCUAUGAAGCAGGGAUGACUCUGGGAGCCCGGAAGCUGAAGAAACUUGGUAAUCUGAAACUACAAGAGGAAGGGGAGGCUUCCAGUGCCACCAGCCCCACUGAGGAGCCAACCCAGAAGUUGACAGUGUCACAUAUUGAAGGCUAUGAGUGUCAGCCCAUCUUUCUGAAUGUCCUUGAAGCCAUUGAGCCAGGUGUGGUGUGUGCUGGACAUGACAACAACCAGCCUGACUCCUUCGCAGCCUUGCUUUCUAGCCUUAAUGAAUUGGGUGAAAGACAGCUUGUACAUGUGGUCAAGUGGGCCAAGGCCUUGCCUGGCUUCCGCAACUUGCAUGUGGAUGAUCAGAUGGCAGUCAUUCAGUACUCCUGGAUGGGGCUUAUGGUGUUUGCCAUGGGCUGGCGGUCCUUCACCAAUGUCAACUCCAGGAUGCUCUACUUCGCCCCUGACCUGGUCUUCAAUGAAUACCGUAUGCACAAGUCCCGGAUGUACAGCCAGUGUGUCCGAAUGAGGCACCUCUCUCAAGAAUUUGGAUGGCUCCAGAUCACCCCCCAGGAAUUUUUGUGCAUGAAGGCACUGCUGCUGUUCAGCAUUAUUCCAGUGGAUGGGCUGAAAAAUCAAAAAUUCUUUGAUGAACUUCGAAUGAACUACAUCAAGGAACUUGAUCGUAUCAUUGCUUGCAAGAGAAAAAAUCCCACAUCCUGCUCAAGGCGCUUCUAUCAGCUCACCAAGCUCCUGGACUCUGUGCAACCUAUUGCACGAGAGCUGCAUCAGUUCACUUUUGACCUGCUAAUCAAGUCCCACAUGGUGAGCGUGGACUUUCCAGAAAUGAUGGCAGAAAUCAUCUCUGUGCAAGUGCCCAAGAUUCUUUCUGGGAAAGUCAAGCCCAUCUAUUUCCACACACAGUGAAGCUUUGGAAGCACCCAUUUUCUCACCCCACCCCACUCCCCUUUUCAGAUAUCUUCUGCCUGUUAUAACUCUGCACUACUUCUCUGCAGUGCCUUGGGGAAUUUCCUCUUUUGAUGUACCGUCUAUCAUGAAGAUGUUCCUGAGUUCUAUUUGCUGCACUUUUCCCCCUCUUUUCCUCCUUUCUCUUUUUUUCCCUUCCUAUCUGACCCUCCCAUGGCACUUUCAGACUCUGCUCCCCGCCAUGGCUCUUAUCUGUGUUUUGAAUGGUGUUGUAUUUCUUUAAAUCUGUGAUGAUCCUCAUGUGGCCCAGUGUCAAGUUGUGCUUGUUUAUAGCACUGCACUGUGUGCCAGCCACACAAACGUUUACUCACCUAAUGCCACGGGAAGUUUAGAGAGCUGAGUAUCUGGGAAAACAAAACAAACAACCCCCCUAAAACCAAAAGUCCUGUAGGGUUUUUUCCUCUUAAAAAAUAUAAAACAAACAGAAUCUCCCCCCACCCCCCAAAAGGCCAACAGUGACUAGAAUAAGGUGAAAAUUGUAAGCCCAUGGAGAGUCACUGCUUUUUAUUUUUCCAAGUUUAGCCUCCCUGGGAGACUUUAUUUUCUGCCAAUGGCUAUUGCCAUUAGAGGGCAGGAUGACCCCAGAGAUGAGUUAGGAGGGAGGAGACAGAUUUAAGAGAGGACAAAGAGGACAGAUGGAUCACCAGUACCUGCCCACAGCCUUGGCCUCUGAUGGCUAGACUCUUAACUGCAGUGCAAAUCAUUGUACUGAAAAUGUGCUUCUUGUUUGAAAAUGUGUCUGCAUGUGAACGCCUCCCCUCCAGCCAGUCCUUUUUCUCACCCUCUGCCUCCACCCUCAAAUUGACUUUCAAUAAGCUUUUCUAAGAGCUUUGAACUGAAUGUUCUCUUCAGCCAAAACUUGGCCACUUCCACUGAAGAGUCAGACUAAUAAGAAGGAAAGGAGAGAUCUGACCCUUUGGAAGGCCCUAUCCAGAGCCAGGUCUGCUUUCCCAUUUGUUCAGGGAAGAGGCUGGGGCCAGAGUAAGGGGAAAAAGAAUCAGUGGGUUGGUUGGUUGGUUGGUUGUUUUCCUGCUUAGGGCGUUGAAGAGCUGAUCACUCUUUGCCCUUAUCUUUAAAAGACCUGAAUGUUUUUUGCCUGACUCCAUGCAGCUGCAAGCUCCCUCUUACCCUCUCUUCAGUGUUUUGUGGGCCUGGACUUCACCAGACUAUAUGACAGCCAUGGUGGUGAUGUUUGUCCAUUUAUUUGGGCAUGUUAACAGACUCUCUGCUAAGAGCUAUUACCACCAAGAAGGCUAGCAAGCCAGCAGUUUUGACAUCUAUCUCUAGAUGCCACUAAGCUCAAAGACUACUUACCAAAUGUCUUUCACCAACUAUCAGAUCUCUGAAGCCCUUGGACAAACUGGAAAGAAGACAUUGAUGGGACUGGACAAGCUGGGAAUCUUGCCCUUGUCCCCUAGAGAUGACACCUUCCCACCAAGUGGAAAAAUACCUACUUCUUCCUUCAGAGCAGCUAAAGGGGGCUAUGCAGGUCAGGGUUAAAGAGAAAACUCAAUUACCAGGGUGAGAAGAAUGAAGGCACUAGAACCAGAAACCCUGUAAAUGCUGUCCUUGCCACCCAGCAUUUCCACCUGCAGAAGUCAUGGGAAGAAUAGAGAAGAAACUAAGAGGAGACUAACUACUAAGUUAAAGUCUUCAAAGGCAAAAUCUAAAGCCAGAUGGGCACCAUCUGGUUGGUUUACUCAUCAUCCUCCUCUGCUGCUGAUCCUGGGUUCUGACAUCGGCCAUACUCACUCAGAGACCCCACCUUUUUUGCUGCCUCGCAGCCAGAGGGAAGCUGAAACAUUUAUACUAUAGAACCAUGACCUCCUUUGGAAAGGUCUGGUUUGUGUGGCUCCAGUGGGCUGCCAUCCAUGAACUCAGGGUGUGCUCCUGGGACACUGGUUUCAUAUGGUCCUUUGGCACACCUCUCUUUUGCUGACUUUGUCCCCCAGUCCUGAGUUCAGGGGGAAUGUCUGCCUACUUUCUCAUCUUGGCAACUGCCUCCUUAUUUAGCUCUUAUAUUCAUCUGCUAAAUUCAAGAAAUUAGGGGCCAGUUACCAAGCUGCCCAUUUCAGUUGAUUCACUCUACUUGUUGAGAGGACAGUUUCUGAGUGACAUGCUAUUAUCUACAUGUGUUUCCUUCCCUGAUUUCUGUGUUGAUAUUAAUAGCCAAAUGAACUUGCAAAACAGCUUCUUUAAAUAACAAGGGACAGGGAACCUAAGAUGGGUGAUAUACCAAUCCAAGACUGCUGGACAAAACUAAAAUUGACAGGUUCUCUUUCUGGGAUAGGAUAGACAAAUUCUGUUUUUUUUCAUUAGGACAUCAUUUGGCUUAUAUAAGCUCACAAGAUUACUUCUGGCUGUUUUAAACAGAAAAAAAAUCCAUCACUUUUCAGUUAUGCUAGGUUAUAGUUUAAUAGUUCCUUUACAUCUGUUUUAAAAUUAUUUUCAUCUUUUAUGGUACAUCGACUUGAUUAUAUCAUUCUAAUAUCUCUCCUUGUAAAUACUAGAUGCUCUCCUUUUUAUUUCUCUGACUACCAAAUUUUUCACCUUUAUGGAUUUCCCAAUUGUGACUCUUAUCUUUAUGAAUAUAUAUGUUUUGCAUUUGUGAAAGCCAAAAAUCAGUGAAACAGCAGUGUAGUUAAAAACAGCAACAACUAACUACUCUGAAUUUCUGAAUGGCAAGACUAGGGAAAAACAGCCUAAACAAGGCUUUAGGCCUAGUGUUUCUGUUAGGGUUUCAGUGAGUGAAGGAGAUUUUAGUAUGGCUUUGUUCUCCCACGGAUAAAAGGGGGAUUUUUUUUUUCUUUUAAUCAUUGAUGUUCUUGCCAGUGUAAUUGACAGAAGUCUCAUUUUGCAUGCACUCUGCUGUACAAACAGUUGAUGUGGUUGGUACACUGUGCUUAUCCGUGAAGGAUCGGCCACCUAGACCCACUCACCUGGUGAGCUGAAAGAUGAAGAUCACUCACCAGACAAGUCGUGGUAACUACCUCCGAAGAGGUUUGCAGUGCUCAAUGGGGAUGGACUGAGGAACAGAAAACGAAGGAGCACCAGGGACAAGGCCCCAUCUGUGCUAGACGACAGACAGCCACCAGAGUCACAAAGUCUGUGACCAAAGAAAAGAGUCCUGUGGGCUGUUUCAGCUCUUGAUCAAUGAGCAGCUCUCCCAGGCCUGGUCUCUGAGCUGAAACAGGGGUUGUGUUCUUUGUUCCAUAACUUUUCUGUGCCACAGACAGUAUCAUUGUUCUUGAAUAGUUCAUUAUUUUUCUAAUGAGAAUGUAAUUUUUUGAAGGAUUCUGUCAUAUAUCUUUGAAAAAGAAAAUCAGUAAUUCACAUAUUUUUAUGUAUGUUCACUGGCACUAAAACAGAAAGGGUAAGAGCUUUUUUCUGUCCUUUGGAUAGUUGCUGAGGUGGUUCCAGGUUGAGAAAUAAUGUGCUUAUGCUAGAGUCCCUCUCUGUCCAUAUUCUACUUCUAAAUACUUAUAGGCUUAUGUAGCAAGAAGUAUUCUAUUUACACUUAAACACAAAGUAGUUUCAUCAUCCACAUGAUAGUAACACUACACGAAUGAUCUAACUUUGAGAUUUAAGUAACUUCUGUUUGUUUGUUUCAUUAACCACAGCACAGAUAUGGUCUUGCCCUCUUUUCUCCUUUGAUAUUCUGCAGGGCUCAAAAGCCGAAGCCACUUCCCUCUACCCCUUUCCAUCCCUGUGCCAGGGUUGCACUUCAUGAGACUCUCCAGAUAGCCCUGUAACCAUCCCUGCAUGGCUCUGGGGAGACAAUAGGCUGACUACUAAUUAUCUUGUGCCAGUUGCCCAGGUGAGAAGGCACUAGGCCAAAAGAGCGGCCUUUGUGCUCAACCCCCUGUAAAGGGUUAUGACAACCAGGAAUGCUAAAGAACAGGAUCAAAUCCCAAACUUAAAGUCAAAAUAAGCCAUUUAUCAUGUGCAUUUUCUUGUAAAAGGAAGUUUCUGCCCCUGUUGCCUUUUAUAGGCAGGUCUGUUUCUCACCACUAAUCUCUUUGAAAAUCUUUGAAAGCAGUUAAAAAAAAAAGACAAAGAGAUGAAAGCAUCACAUUAUGUAGCCAAAGAUUACACUGUAUCUGCUAAGAUACCAAAAUUUAAGAGCAGGGAGGGAACAAGCAUUAGUGCCUCUUUGGUGAACUACCCAAAGACAGACUAAAGGACUUUGUUGUUGACUGACUUAUAAGAGUUUCAUGGGUUUUCCCCCCAACAAUAUACAUGCUUAGAAAAGUGGAAGACAAUUUUGGAAAAACUGGGUUUAUAGGUCCUUCACUAUGUGAUUUUAUAAGCAGAACUAGCUUUCCUUUUCUCUAGUAGUCGCUGAGCAAAUUCUUAAAGCUCCAUUAUUGCAUGGUUGGAAAUGGAGCUGUUGGCCACUGUGUUUGCUAGUGUCCAUGUUUGCAUAUCUGAAGAUGUGAAGCCCUUGAUGAGAAGGGGAGCAUUUAAAGGACUAGAUUUUGCACUAAAGGGACAGCAGGCAGAAAUAUUCAUUUCUGCACACUUUGGACGGCACAAAAAGUUCUCUUGGGUUUAAGGCAGAAGGUUGAAAUAUAUUGUAAAUGAGUAUUUGUAUCCAUGUUUUGAAAUUGAAUUAUAUAUGUAUAGAUAUAAAGUGUUCUGAUAGCUUUAUCUUUCUCUGCACCUUUAUAUUUGGUUCCAGGUCAUAACUGAUACCAUGUACUUGUGAGAGAGGCUACAGUUACAUUUUGGAAACUCUCUCAGAAUGGAAAAGAUACCUGGGUUGAUCAGAUAACUAAGAGAUCUCUGUCUCUAUUGGGCCCUUACCAGUAGGCCUAACGGAGGAGCAGAGAAGGAAAAGACUAGGGUACAUGAUGUAUUGCACUUUACUAGCCCAAGACAGAUGAAUGUUUAAAGGGUGGUGAAGACUAAUUGGAAUCAACUGGGAUUUCCCACAGAGAAGGCCCAGACUUGGGGCCAAAGACCCACCCAAAUGAUUAACCGAUGGACCCCUAAUGGGACCUGAGGAUUGGAAGAAAGAGAAACAUUCUUUGUUCUUCACCAUCCUUGUAAGAAAAAGGUAGUUUCCUGCACUUGGGAACCUGGAGCAAGUGCUCCAUCUUUUACACAAUCCACUCACCUAUGAUUGAGGUGCUUUUGCUACUGGGUGUCUGUGUGCUCUAAUUUUGCUUUUGGAUGUGUUCUGUAAAGAUUUUGACAAUGAAAAUGUGUUUUUAUCUGUCAAAAAAAAUUGUCAGUGUACAAGAAGUUGUAUCUCUAUAGAUGCAGGUCCAUCUCUGCCCUUGGGUAGGGAUGUUUUUCUUAAUUAAGAAAUUGACACUGGGGUCUGCUGCCCAGAGCCUCCCAACAUCAAACCAUUUCUAGGUGAAGGCAGAAAAUUCCACAUUAGUCACUCCUCGUCCUCAGAUGCUUAUGCUGAAGUAACAAACCAUUUGGAAUGUCCCUGCCCUCAUAAAUUAGUGAUAAGUAUUUAAAUUUAGCAGAUAGACUUUUAAAGGGAAAAACAACCUUGGACACAGUUUUGAUUUAUUCCCAUUCGAUUUAGCCAGAAAGUAGGUAGUAUGCAUUGAUUGGUUACCAACCCCAAUUCAGUAUAAGAGGAGGCCUGAUCCCUUUCCUUACCACACCUGUCUCUUAGCCUUUUAUAGAAUUAAAUGAGAAGCUGUGGACUGAGUAGCCCUUGUAGCCUAAAACAGUCCCCACCUGCACUAAUUCAUGAGGUUGGCUGUUAGGCGCCUACAGAUUCCACUGGCCACCCAAAACUGAAACACACAUGUACCCCCAAAGGAAAGAAAUUCCUAAAAAAUUGCUGCUUCUCCUGUGGUGCCCUCCCUGGAGGCUGCUUUACAUUUUGGGACUCUACCCUGUACUGCAGGCAGGCCAGGCCUGUAGUCUUUCCCAACCUUAGCCCUUGGUGCUAACUGUCCUGUAGUGAAGUGCCUGUGGGAUUGUCCUAUCUCAUAAGUCACUCAGGUGCUGAGAGUAGCCACCAUUGGCAUAACCCAAGCUAAAAAAAAAAAAAAAAAAGAGAGAGAGAGAGACUUCUCACCAUUCAAUGACACCUUUCUGCUUUCCCCUAGACUGGGACAUUAAUUAGGGAGUGCCUCAGAUGUGACAUUGUUGUGCUGUCUUUGAGAUUAAUUUGGCGGCAAGAGGGAGCAGACAAUGCAACCAGAUGCAAGAAUUAAUUUUCAAUGUUGAGGGAAAAAUUAAGAAAAAAAGAAAGCAUCAUAUAAAGAUUUUUUUUAAGAAACAUUAAUUUUGCUUAAAACUUCUUUUGAUUGGGCUUAAGUUCUUACAGCGGCACUUGGCCUCCACUGGGUAGCAGGACCAGCCCCAAGCACUAGUGCUCUGUUAUUAUUAUUAUUAUUUUUUUUGUAAUCUUGGAAUCUUUUGUCGCUCUAAAUACAAUUAAAAAUGGCAGAAACUUGUUUGUUGGAAUACAUGUGUGACUCUG